Messenger RNA from Helobdella robusta, 1575 nucleotides. RefSeq lists its product as hypothetical. Gene Ontology annotation, cellular component: proteasome regulatory particle. Lineage: Eukaryota; Metazoa; Annelida; Clitellata; Rhynchobdellida; Glossiphoniidae. The record is from RefSeq and is a predicted model, not a curated record. Gene Ontology annotation, biological process: proteasome-mediated ubiquitin-dependent protein catabolic process. The coding region runs from base 26 to 1195 and encodes 389 amino acids. The transcript is spliced from 8 exons.
UAACACUAUUUGAACAAAAUAAAAUAUGCCGGUCGAGAAUUUCGAAGAAGAGGGACUGGCCAAGAAUCCAAAUCUGGAGUUGGCCCAGUGGAAGUUUUUGCUACAGACGGACAAUUACAAAAACAAUUCAAAAAUUAAAAAUGAUUUAUUACAGGCCGUUAAAGAUGGAAACAUGGCACCAUUCUAUGAAGAGCUUUGCGCUGAUUUGCAGUGGAAGUUGGACACAAACCUACUGGAACACAUGAAAAGUGAGAAUGAAAAAAAGCUAAAAGAACUCGAUGAUUCAUUGGAAGAUGCAGAAAAAAAUCAAGGAGAGAUGGAAAUCAGGGACAUCAUGCUUAAAAAAGCUGAAUAUUACAGUUCCAUUGGCGCAAAGGAAUUGGCAUUGAGUCAGUUUAGGAAAGUUGGAGAGAAGACAUUGACACUGGGUUAUAGAUUGGACAUGGAAUUCCACCAGAUCAGGAUUGGUCUCUUCUACAUGGAUCAUGAUUUGAUCAAAAGAAGUUUUGAAAAAGCUCAAAGCCUCAUCGACCAGGGUGGAGAUUGGGACAGACGGAAUCGUUUGAAAGUCUACAGAGGGACGUACUGCAUGGCUGUUAGAGAUUUCAAGAUGGCUGCCAGUUUAUUCUUAGAUACAGUUGCUACCUUCACCUCUUAUGAGUUGAUGGACUACAAGACGUUUGUGACUUACACUGUUUUCUGCUGCAUGAUUGCACUGGCCAGGCCUCAGCAGAGGGAAAAGGUGAUCAAAGGUUCAGAAAUUCUCGAAGUCCUUCACAGCUUGCCUGACAUUCAGAGGUACUUGUUCUCACUCUACAACUGCCAGUACAAGGAGUUCUUCAAAUAUCUCGCUAUAGUGGAGCAAAUUCUGAAGCACGAUCGCUACCUGGCGCCCCACUACAGUUUCUACGCCAGGGAGAUGCGUAUCAUCGCGUACACUCAACUGCUUGAGUCCUACAGGAGUCUCACACUCGUCUACAUGGCGAGAUCAUUUGGUGUCACUGUGGAAUUCAUUGAUCAAGAACUUUCGAGAUUCAUAGCUGCCGGCCGGCUGCAUUGUAAGAUUGAUAAAGUGGGUGGAAUUGUCGAAACUAACAGACCCGACAGCAAGAAUUAUCAAUAUCAGGAAACCAUAAAAAAGGGCGACAUAUUGCUGAAUAGGAUUCAGAAACUGAGCCGCGUUAUUAAUAUAUAAAGUUCUUUACUCGCACUUAAUUUUUAGUAGCUGUUCAAUUGUUAUAAUUUAAAUGGUAAACAUCACGUUAAAAAUAAAUUUGUUGACUGAUUUUUAUUAAAAUUCUUUGUUUAAUCGUAAAUAAUAGUUUUUGGUUUAACAACUCGUGCUAGUUCUAUGUGGCGUGAUAUUUAGUAAUUUUAUAACAUUCGUUCGGGCCGUAAAAUUACUUAUUAAUAGUCGUAUAAUUUUUAUGACCAAAUCUUUUUUUUAUAAUUUUUUUAUUAUAUUAAUAUUUAUAAAUAUGUAUGUAUGAUGGUGACGAGUUCACGCUCCAUAUUUAAUAUUCGUUUAAGCCGCGAGAUUGAUAAAUAAAUAUCGACGGGCUGAUUGUUAAUAUU